AGUUCGGAUGAACGAUAUAACGCGAAGGGUUCGUCUUCUGGAAAGGAAGCUCAUUUCCGGUCGCUAGCUUUCAAAUCUCCUCUAGAUGUGUAAAAAGUGAAAAAUGUUUUCAACGAAGUCUACAAGACUUGCAUCUUCUCUCGUGGGAACGGUGCUCAGAUCGUCAGGUUCUCGGUGCAUCAUAUUGCAGCGGUUUGGAAUUCGAACUGAAAAUGGCGGUCAACUGGUAGCAGCUCUUCGAAAAUCCACAGUAAGCGUAGAGUUGUCGUCGCAUGCUAGAUUUUGAGUGUUGAUAGUUAGCUGAGAAUGUAAUAGAUUAUUAGAAAUUACAGUAAAAAUUAGUGUUCUAUAAUGCUUACGUAAGAGGAUCAUGCCAGGUUGGGGAGGAAACCCAAGAUGAAGCAUUGGAAAGUCAGUAUAUGGUCUGUAUGACGUGAAUUAGGUGCUUACUGCUCAAAUAGGAUUUACCGCUUUUGUUAUAAAUAUUUGAUCCUUUGAUACAGUUACAUUUUCUUAGAUAAAACCAAGGAUUUAAUCCAAACAUCUGAACUACUUGACAAGGUUUUGACAAAGAAGAAAAAAAAAACACCUGUUCAUAAUGCAUCAGUCAAUUACAGCUGCGACCAGCCCCCACCCCCCACCGCCCCCGGCUACUGCGGGGCAUUUGCCAAUUCUGCUCUGCCCGGGCACCGGGCAUUUGCCAACCCCGGGGCCAUUCCCAAGCCUAUGAUACGCAUGCAGUUUCCUAUCAGAAUAUAACUACACUUAGGAUUUUAAUGGAAAUAUUUUAAACAAGCAUAUUGGCGUAAUUAUCAAGGACAGGAAAAAAUUGAAGAGGGUUGUAAAGACAUGUUCUCAAUUUUAUGCAUGCAUUUUUUCAUUGCGUAUCAAGCCAGAAUCACAUGGCGAAAUUGGGAGCUAACAGGACGUGAAUCAAAUUGAAUCAAAUUUCUGUUGAUAGCCAUUAUUUGAAGAUCAUCCUUCCAUAUUUAUAAAAUUAUUCGACAUAACAUAUAACUUUAUAGCACUCUGUUAAUGUCGUCGUGGCGUGCAGUCUUAAGAAUCCUAGUGCUAUUACAAAGGAAGACGUUAAUUGAAACAAAAAAAUCGCACAUUAAAAUGCUUAAAUGGCACUAUUCGAUUGUGCAAGCUGACAGAGGACGGGGCAUUUGCCCUCUUUUUCAUCCCCAGCUCGGGAGAUUUGACAGCUCAAGAGUCCCCACCCCCGGGAAUUUGCCAUCCAAGGCAAAACAAAUGGUAAUGCCCUGGGGUCAGCCUGGAGGGGGGGGAGGGGGGACUGGGCACAGCUGGAAUUGACUGAUGCAUAAUCAGGAAGGGCUUGCAUUUUUGAGCCUUUAAAAGGUAUCAUUGUAUUACUUUCCUUCCCUUAAAAAUUGUCAGGGUUUAACAAUCGUCAUAGUUACCAACACACACAGAACACAUACACCUGCCCCAUAUUGAAAGGAGCUCUCCCAGGAAGGGGGCGGGGGGCUACUUCCUAUAAUGGCCUAUAUGGGAAGUCUCUGCCACAAAGGAGGUACCUUUUUUAGGGUUCAGCCACAUAAGAAGGGUACGGAUUUCACUUGAAGUAAAUGAAGGGGUAGGGAAAUCUGUCUUUUCGGUCAGUAAAAGGACCCCUAAAGACUAACAGAUGCAUUUUAUGCCUGUGAAAAAGUUGAGAAAACUUUCUGGUUUUGAUUUAUUCUUAUUUUGAACACAGUGCAUUUACAUUGUACAUCAGUUGAAAGGGAUGCAAAGUUCUAAACUAGGAAUAUGAAAGGUGUACCGUUUGCUAAUAGAAGGUAUAUGAAAGAGUUACCUUUUCUGUAGCCUGUGAAAACAGCCGUUUCUCCUCGCUCUUCGCCACUGGGAUGUUUUGCGAGAAGGAACGUCUGUGACUCAGCGACAGAAAUUCAAUACUGACAACGUAUAACAAUGUUUACAUAAUAAAUCUAGUAGUCAUGGGGUUCCAAAUGCAAAUUUGUUCAAUUUUAUGUUUCUCCUGGUCGUUUUUCUAAAGUGUUAUGUUAACCUGUGAGUGAGCUCCAGCAAAACUCAAAUGCUUCUUCUAGAGAAGAAAAUAUUCCACAAAUACUGACUGUUUCGUUAUAGAUUCAUCGUAUUUACAUUUGACCUUUUUAGCUUUUUGUCUUUUGUCUGUCAUUCAUAAACAAUAGCUAAGACAAUGUAACUACUCUGUCGUACAAUCAGCACUUAUGAUCGGAUUCCAGACCGAUUUUACGUCAUCAGUAUGUAAUUUCUGUCGCUGAGACGCAGAUGUUCCUCCUCACGAAACGUCCCCAGCGGCUAGGAGCGACGAGAAAUGGCAGGUUACCUUUUGUGUCAAAAAUGGUAUAAAACAGGGUUCACACAGUCUUGAAAAGUCCUUGAAUUUUAGGGGAAGUCCUUGAAAAGUCCUUGAAAUCCGUUUUUCCUUGAAAAGUCCCUAAAUAUCUGUGCAAGUCCUUGAAAAGUUCUUGAAUCUUCUUCAACUUUGAAUGUAGUAGCCUGGACAGAGUUUUUUGAUGCUUUUUCAUUGUCCAAGGCAGAAUGUAAAUCACAACUCAGAGAAUUUAAUGGUUUUUUACAUAAAGUGCUCUAUGUUUUAUGCGAUAAUGAAACAAUCAAUUUAAGACAAGUGAACAAAUGUAGAGAAGUUGGUGAAGCAAACAGGUCAAGCCUUAAAGUCUUAUUAGAAAGGACUGGGAAUGUGCAUUUUUGUACAGUCUGUGAAAUUAAAUUCCUAGUAGGUGGUCCUUGAAAAGUAAUUGAAAAGUCCUUAAAAAAUGGUUGCAAUUUUUUGUAUGAACCCUGUAUAAAGCCAGCUAGGUAAGGGGUUGGCCUUGGGGGCCAGAGCCUGUCCGUAUAAAACUACACUGGGGGAGUUCCCGACCUGGCAGCAAGCUCUCUUGUGGGGUACAUAAUUUCUGAACAUCUGUGUUGACAUAGUUGUAUCUAUCAGGUUUGUCUGUUGUCCACGAGUGCUGUGCACACUGAGAAGCAGCUACCACAUUUUAAAGAGAGGGAACAGAUUAAAGAAGCCGAAGGAGAUGAUGAUCGCACACUGGGUAAUGAGGUGUACAGGAUGCCUCAUCCUAUUUGGUAAGAAAAUAAAACAAUGAGCGUUAUAACUCAUCAUAUACAUUGUAAAUAUUUCUCUUACCCUUCUCUUUUUGAUUGGCUCUAAUCUCACAAAUGAUUUUUCAUAACCGCACCUUGUGUUGACCUAGAGCGCUUACAAUUUGUGUGGAAAACCUGGUGAAUGCUUUUAGAAUGCAAAUGGAUCAGUUCCCAGGUGGGGGAACACAUAUCACUAGGCAUAUGUGUUUCCCAGGUGGGGGAACACAUAUCGCUAGGGAUAUGUGUUUCCCAGGUGAGGAAACACAUAUCACUAGGGAUAUGUGUUUCCCAGGUGGGGGAACACAUAUGACCAGGGAUAUGUGUUUCCCAGGUGGGGGAACACAUAUGACUAGGGAUAUGUGUUUCCCAGGUGGAGGAACACAUAGCACUUGGGAUAUGUGUUUCCCGGGUGGGGGAACACAUACGACUAGGGAUAUGUGUUUCCCAGGCGGGGGAACACAUAUCACUAGGGAUAUGUGUUUCCCAGCUGGGUGAACACAUAUGACUAGGAAUAUGUGAUCCCAGGUGGGGGAACACAUAUGACUAGGGAUAUGUGUUUCCCAGGUGGGGGAACACAUAUCACUAGGCAUAUGUGUUUCCCAGGUGCGGGAACACAUACCACUAGGGAUAUGUGUUUCCCAGGUGGGGGAACACAUAUCACUAGGGAUAUGUGUUUCCCAGCUGGGUGAACACAUAUGACUAGGAAUAUGUGUUUCCCAGGUGGGGGAACACAUAUAACUAGGGAUAUGUGUUUCCCAGGUGGGGAACACAUAUCACUAGGGAUAUGUGUUUCCCAGGUGGGGAACACAUAUCACUAGGGAUAUGUGUUUCCCAGGUGGGGGAACACAUACCACUAGGGAUAUGUGUUUCCCGGGUGGGGGAACACAUACCACUAGAGAUAUGUGUUUCCCAGGUGGGGGAACACAUAUCACUAGGGAUAUGUGUUUCCAAGGUGGGGGAACACAUAUCACUAGGGAUAUGUGUUUCCCAGAUGGGGCAACACAUACCACUAAGGAUAUGUGUUUCCCAGGUGGAGGAACACAUAUCACUAGGGAUAUGUGUUUCCCAGGUGGGGGAACACAUACCACUAGGGAUAUGUGUUUCCCAGGUGGGGGAACACAUAUCACUAGGGAUAUGUGUUUCCCAGGUGGGGGAACACAUACCACUAGGGAUAUGUGUUACCCAGGUGGGGGAACAAAUAUCACAAGGGAUAUCUGUUUCCCAGGUGGGGGAACACAUAUCACUAGGGAUAUGUGUUUCCCAGGUGGGGGAACACAUGUCACUAGGGAUAUGUGUUUCCCAGGUGGGGGAACCCAUACCAUUAGGGAUAAGUGUUUCCCAGGUGGGGGAACCCAUAUCACUAAGGAUAUAUGUUUCCCAGCUGGGUGAACACAUAUGACUAGGGAUAUGUGUUUCCCAGGUGGGGGAACACAUAUGACUAGGGAUUUGUGUUUCCCAGGUGGGGGAACACAUACCACUAGGGAUAUCUGUUUCCCAGGUGGGGGAACACAUAUCACUAGGGAUAUGUGUUUCCCAGGUGGGGGAACACAUAUCACUAGGGAUAUGUGUUUCCCGGGUGGGGGAACACAUAUCACUAGGGAUAUGUCUUUCCCAGGUGGUUGAACACAUAUCACUAGGGUUAUGUGUUCCCAAGUGGGGGAACACAUAUCACUUGUGAUUUGUUUUUCCCACGUGGGGGAACCCAUAGCAUCACUAGGGAUAUGUGUUUCCCAUGUGGGGGAACACAUAUCACUAGGGAUAUGUGUAUCCCAGGUCGGGGAACACAUACCACUAGGGAUAUGUGUUUCCCAGGUGGGGGAACACAUAUCUCUAGGGAUAUGUGUUUCCCUGGUGCGGGAACCCAUAUCACUAGGGAUAUGUGUUUCCCAGGUAGGGGAACACAUAUGACUAAAGAUAUGUGUUUCCCAGGUGGGGGAACACAUAUCACUAGAGAUAUGUGUUUACCAGAUAGGGCAACACAUACCACUAAGGAUAUGUGUUUUCCAGGUGGGGGAACACAUAUAACUAGGGAUAUGUGUUUCCCAGGUGGGGGAACACCUAUCACUAGGUAUAGUGUUUCCCGGGUGGGGGAACACAUAUCGCUAGGGAUAUGUGUUUCCCAGGUGGGGGAACACAUACCAUUAAGGAUAUGUGUUUCCUAGGUAGGGGAACACAUAUCACUAGGGAUAUGUGUUUCCCAGGUGGGGGAACACAUAUCACUAGGGAUAUGUGUUUCCCAGGUGGGGGAACACAUAUCACUAGGUUUAUGUGUUUCCCGGGUGGGGGAACACAUAUCACUAGGGAUAUGUGUUUCCUAGGUGGGGGAACACAUAUCACUAGGGAUAUGUCUUUCCCAGGUGGUUGAACACAUAUCACUAGGGUUAUGUGUUUCCAACUGGGGGAACACAUAUCACUUGUAAUUUGUGUUUCCCACGUGGGGGAAGCCAUAGCAUUGGGGAUAAGUGUUUUCCAGGUGGGGGAACACAGAUCACUAGGGAUAUGUGUUUCCCAUGUGGGGGAACACAUAUCACUAGGGAUAUGUGUAUCCCAGGUCGGGGAACACAUACCACUAGGGAUAUGUGUUUCUCAGGUGGGGGAACACAUAUCACUAGGGAUAUGUGUUUACCAGAUAGGGCAACACAUACCACUAAGGAUAUGUGUUUUCCAGGUGGGGGAACACUUAUGACUAGGGAUAUGUGCUUUCCAGGUGGGGAACACAUACCACUAGGGAUAUGUGUUUCCCAGAUGGGGGAACACAUAUCUCUAGGGAUAUGUGUUUCCCAGGUGGGGGAACACAUAUCACUAGGAAUAUAUGUGUUUCCCAGGUGGGGGAACACAUAUCACUAGGGAUAUGUGUUUUCCAGGUGGGAGAACACAUUCCACUAGGCAUAUGUGUUUUCCAGGUCAGGGAACACAUAUCACUAGGGAUAUGUGUUUCCCAGGUGGGGGAACACAUACCACUAAGGGUAUGUGUUUCCCAGGUGGGGGAACACAUAUCACUAGGGAUAUGUGUUUCCUAGGUGUGGGAACACAUAUCACUAGGGAUAUGUGUUUCCCAGGUGGGGGAACACAUAUCACUAGGGAUAUGUGUUUCCCAGGUGGGGGAACACAUAUCACUAGGGAUAUGUAUUUCCCAGGUGGGUGAACACAUAUCGCUAGGGAUAUGUGUUUCCCAGGUGGCUGAACACAUAUCACUAGGGAUAUGUGUUUUCCAGGUGGGAGAACACAUACCACUAGGGAUAUGUGUUUCCCAUGUGAGGGAACACAUAUCACUAGGGAUAUGUGUUUCCCAGGUGGGGGAACACAUAUCACUAGGAAUAUGUGUUUCCCAGGUGAGGGAACACAUAUCACUAGGAAUAUGUGUUUCCCAGGUGGGGGAACACAUAUCACUAGGGAUGUGUGUUUCCCAGGUGGGGGAACACGUAUCACAAGGGUUAUGUGUUUCCCAAGUGGGGGAACACAUAUCACUUGUGAUUUGUGUUUCCCACGUGGGGGAACACAUAUCACUAGGGAUAUGUUUUUCCUUGGUGGGGGAACGCAUAUCACUAGGGAUAUCUGUUUCCAAGGUGGGGGAACACAUAUCACUAGGGAUUAGUGUUUUCUAGGUGUGGCAACACAUAUCGCUAGGGAUACGUGUUUCUUAGGUGGGAUAACACAUAUGUUAUACUUGGGAUAUGUCUUUCCCUGCCGGUUGAACACAUAUCACUAAGGAUUCGUGUUUCCCAUGUGGGGGAACCCAUAUCACUGGGGAUAUGAGUUUUUCAGGUGAGGGAACACAUAUCACUACGGAUAUGUGGUUCGUAGUUGGGAGAACACAUAUUACUAGGGUUAUGUGUUUCCCCAGUAGGGGAACACAUAUCUCUAUUGAUAUGUGUUCCUCUACUUGGAAAACACAUAUCGCUAGUGAUAUGUGUUUUCGAGACAGCGGAACACAUAUCACUAGGGAUUCGUUUUUUCUUUAUUGGGUAUAUAUAACACAGCGCUUAACCUAUUCAGCCACUUAUGUAUUUUAUUUAACUGCAAGGAAGGUUUCCUGUUUUUUUUUUCCUACAGUUGCAAUUAAAUUUUAGUUAUUUUUUUUAUUUUCAUUUAACUAUUAUAAUGUGUUAUAUUUCAGGUCAGAAGAUGAUUUGCACAGUGUAAAAAUUACCCAUGAAGACCCAGUAACUAAAGUUGACAAGGUACAACGAAAAUUUUGCAUUUAUUAUUGUUGUAUGCAUUAGAGUUACAAAGGGUGCCUAUGAUUGGGAAAUCUGUAUUUAUAUUUUAAUGCUGCAGAGAUAUCUGUUCUUGAGUUUUCCCUUUUUUUGCUGUUGUUUUUUUUUGGAAUAUCCAAGAAAGGAUUAAGAAAAACUGUUCUUAGGAACAGGAGUUUUGCACCUGCAUGCAUAAUUAGCAAAUAGAAGACCACUGUCCAAAAGAAUAGUUUUGCAAAUCCUCUUUCGGAUUUCCCAAUCGAACAGUAAAGAAGGAAAUCCAUGAAAUCCGGAUUUGGAUUUGUUAAUGAAAUCCACCCUGAGGACGGAUUUCUCGAAAGUGAAAUCCAUUUUCGUAUUUUGCGUUCAAUUGCAAAGUCUGAAAUUCUUUUUACAAAAAGUAAAUCUGGAUUUCCCAAUCGAUUGCAACCAAACUGUAAUUGCUCUGGUUACCUGCAUAGAGAAUAUGCUUUUAACCCCACAGUAGCAUACUAUAGGAGGGUUGAAAAGCUUUUCUGGCUGUUAAUAUUUGGGAGACAUAAGAGACCUUUAGAUUCGAGGACAAGGAUGACUGCGAGUACGAGAAUUGACUUUAAGUUUUUUCGCGUAUUCUCAUUAAUGUAGACUUCCCGGAGAACUUCAUUUUACCAUUGUCCACUAGAAAGGUUCGCACUGUUAUCUUUGAAGGUGGUUACGUGCUCUUUCGAUCACAAAAUGAUAAAACUUCUUACAUUUGAUAUGAAUCUUGUUUUUCACCACCACAACAUUUGCACUAAAACUCAUAAUAGAGAUGAUGGUGGCUACCACCUUUUCUUGCCAAAAUGAUGCUGGUUCACUCUUGAGUGUUACUUAGUAUUGGGAAAAUCUCAUAGUUGUAGACUUACUUGUUUCAGAAUCCUAAGCUCUCUAUAGACACAGAAAAGAAGAGAAAUUUUUUUAUACCCCUUAAAUUUUACAAGUUCCCAGGGGAAAUCCCAUGUCCCCAGCCCUUUAAAGCACGUAGUGACUGCCCUGUUCUGGGAUAAAAGCCAUGGAUGCCGAUGUGAAUGGUUUGGUUUGUGUGUCCUUCCAUCCCUACAAUGUCUGUGUUCACACUAGAGACAGAUUAUCUGUCUCAAAUUAUGAAAUAGAGGGAUAAACAGACAGAUGUAAUCAUACUGAUUAUUCAUUGCCCUUGCUGGGUCGCAUAAAGACAGCCAGAUUAUCAAUUAUACUUCUGAGUCAGAUAAUCUGUCACUUAAGUGUAAAAACAGCCACCUGGCAUGGAUAACAGUCAUAACCAAUUAAAGUUUUUAGAUGUUUCAGUUAAUGUUUUAAAUUGCCUAUGAGAUAUUAUUAAUAAUAGUUUUCUUGUAUAACUUAAGCUUGCCUAUGGUUCAGUACAAUUUCUGAGGAUAGCAUUUGAUAUUAUUUCCUUGUACAAAGUGGGAAAGAUGACAGAGAAUAAGUGGCUAAAGUAAGUCAAUCAGUCAAUCAUAAUCAGUCAUUUCAGAUGUUUAAUGUGUAGCCUCUAAGGCAACUUCAUUUUUCUCUGCACAAAAGCAAUUUUACUACUUAAGUAUUUACAGUCAACUCUCUCUAAGUCGGACACCUUUAGGGCCGGUACUAAGUGUCCAUCUAAGAGAGAUGUCCAUCUUAUAGAGAGUCAAAUAAAGGGAGUAAAGAAAGGCAGGGACCAACUCUGUGUCCGACUUAUAGAGGUGUCCGUUAAGAGAGAGUCGACUGUAUUUGUUUAAUUGUAUCAGCUGUGAAUAUUUUCCCUUAAUUCUUUGUCUUAUUUAUAUUCACAGAAAUGUUGUACAAUGAGUAAACCUAAAGUAAACAGCGCUUUUGGAUCAUUAAGAAAAAGCACUCUUUAAUGUUUAAUUAUUAUUAUGAUUAUAUGAUUAUGAUGAUGAUGAUGAUGAUGAUGAUGAUGGUUAUUAUUAUUGUUAUUAUUAUUAUUAUAAUUAUUAUUAUUAUGUGGUAGUAGUAGCAGCAGCAGCAGCAGUAGUAGUAGUAGUAGUAGUUACUUUAGUAGUAGUCGUAAAAAUGAGUAGUAGUGGUAGAUUUUUGUUCGAUGAAUCUCAAGACCAUAAAUCAGCUAUAAUUUGUGUUAAUUCAGACUCAUACAUUAUUAGUUUUUUGAUACUGGCACUUGAUUUGACCUAUGUUUUUGUGUCCUUUGAUUAUCAACAGCCGCAUUAUUAUGUUGGAGACAGUGGCGGGUGUACCAGGGAUGAUUGCGGCGAUGGCUCGACACUUUCACUCCCUCAGGAAACUAACAAGAGAUCAUGGGUGGAUUCACACACUGCUAGGUAAUAUUUCCAGUGAACUGAAGGGCCAUGCAAAAUUCAAAUAUUUAUUUACUCCAACAAGCACCAAUCAAACUGUGUUAAAUUAAUAGGUUUAACCAAGGUAAGUUUUUAAGUACAGGGUUCUCAAUAGAUUUUUAAGUAGGAGGUGAUCACUGAUAAAGUAGGAGGCUCUUCAGCAAAGCCAGAGGUGUCAAAACAAAGCAAAGAAAAGCGACCUAAACACAAAGUAAGCGGCUAUAAAUCCCAAAGUAAGCGGCGAUCAAUCGCCGGGUGCCGCCUUCUAUUGAGAACCCUGUAAGUACUAAUAAUGGGCUAUUGCAGCUAGUCUUUUCAAAAUUUGCUAGUAUUUUGACAAUAAUAUAAUCAAUCUGCCUACGUAUUUAUAACACUUUAGUACAUCUGUCAUAUUCGAGCACUCAUGCCGUGUCCCAGAAACUUGUCAUUAUGAUAAAUGUACUCAAAAACUUAGUUUUAUAGUUUUAGGUACUUAAAACUUUUCAUCAAACUUUUUUAGAGGAAGCUGAAAAUGAGCGGAUGCAUUUGAUGACAGCCUUGGAACUAAAAGAACCUGGAAUUCUCUUCCGAGGAGUUAUACUUCUCGCUCAGGGUAAGUUGUACAAAAAAAUUAUUUCUCCAUUAAUUUUCAAGACUUACUGCGUUUAAGGCAUUUUAAUGCAGGUGAAAUGUGUAACCUGUUAUUUAGCUCGAAUUUUAGUGCCAUGCUUAUGUUCUUUUUCAUUUUGCCUCUGUCUCCUCCUCCUCCACAAGCUUUUCUAAGGCUUAGUAGCAUGGAACACAGCGACAACCCUGAGAAGUGGAGACAAGCAAGAGGUCCCAGGAGCACUUUAAUUUCCUUAGUAAUUAACUCAAAUAUCUGCCCAAACGUGAUUGUGAGUAACUGCAUGGGGAUGAGGCAGAUUUUGCCUAAUGCCCACUCAGACUUAACCAGGGGGUGGGGGGUUGGGGUUUGGGGGCUCGGGUUACAACAUAAUAAUAAUAAUAAUAAUAGUAAUAAUAAUAAUAAUAAUAACUGUUUAUUCACAAAUCCAUGGAAAAGUGAAAAGGAGAUAAAUGAGGUUAUCCCUUUCUGGUUUAAUCCACGGAGAAGCUCUGCCCAAAUGUCCAACCCCUUUAUCCUUUUAUUUACCAUUUUUGACAAGUUACCCCCUCUAUAUUCCUUCUAUUGACAAAUGGUAUCCCUUUCAUACACCCAGUGUAAUUAGAACUUUCCAUCCCUUUUAACUGCUGUAAAGGUACUGUAUUUAAAAUAUGAAUAAAUCACAAAACCAGAACAUUUCCCCAACUUUCUCACAGUGGUAAAAUGCAUUUGUCAGCCCCUUUGGGCCUUGCAUUAAAAGAAAUGACAGUUACCGUUUCUCAUACUUAAACUUGUGAAAUUGCUACCCUUUGAUAUGUACCUGAAGCCUGAAAAAGGUACCUCUUUUGGGCGGGGCCUCCCCGUAUGGGCCAUUAUAGGGAGUACCUCCACGCCCCACGGUAGUUAACGUAAGAUGCAAGCAAAAUCUUUAUUGUAUAGCUACAACUUUUUCCUUUUCUAUUUCAACAGGUCUUUUUGUCAACUGCUUCUUCAUAGCAUACAUGUUAAGCCCCAGAUUUUGUCACAGAUUUGUUGGAUACCUAGAGGAGGAAGCAGUGAAGACUUACACCUACUGCUUAAAGGUGAAUAACCUUUUUAAGUUAACCAUCAGCUGCCUCACUUGAGAAGGUGGGGCCAUCCUGGUGAAUCCAUGGGCUUGCAUUGUUGUAGCAAGCUGGCUAGAUGCUACAAUCUUGGACAAAAAUGUUACUUAGAAAAAUGAUGUUGCCUUGUUUAGUUUCAAGAUGAAGCUCUUCAAGCACUGCAGACAAAGUUAAUACUCCCCCAUUCCUCCCCGAAACAAAUAUGCUGUAGUCUGGUUGGAUCAUUUCUGUCCUUGACUGAACAACAUUGGCCAGGGUGUGGCAAGGGGAGAGGCCAUAGGGGUAUCGGAUCUGUGGGAAAGGCAUCUGUGGGUAAGAAACUGCAAAAUUCUAAGCACUUUUUGUCCAAGAUUGAAGAUAGAGUACAUUCCAAAAAUGCAGUGAUACAAAUGUACCACUUAGAGUGACCAACAGCAAUUUUCUCCUAACAACAUCAGCAGAUCAUCAAGAGUAAAGGUUAUGAGAAUUACUAAAUUGAUUACCAAAGGGAGAAUGCUUUGAUCCUAAGCCAAAUUCUCUCAACUAUUCUUAAAAGAAACGUAUGGAGAUCAGUCUAGAGAAUUUGUACGUAGAUAAAAGAAGAGAGAAGUAACAGCUGGAAAUAAUAUUAUACCUCUGCCAUGAGGCUCCAAUCCAGGCACCUGUCAAAGUGAAACUGAAUAAAAUUUUCAGUGUUUCUGUAAUGAAUAAAAUGGAUGGGAGAAAAAUAGAAAUAAAAUUCUAGCCACCUCUUACAUGUAAAUACAUUGGACUUUUGACUAUAAAAGGCAGCUGUUCGAAAGUGUUUAGUUGAGGUUGUUGAGUUCAGUUUUGAGCUAUAUUUUAACAAGAUUGUUAUUAAUAAGUUUAAGACACUGUGACUUUGGAGGACAGGAAAUUGAAGAUGUCUCUGACCAGGUUCUUUUAUGUAAAAAAUUUCAAUUCAAGGGCAGAAAUAUGUGAUAAAAUUAUUGAUUCAGUUAACAUGGGUGUAAAAUUUUCACAGUGUAUUGAUGAUGGAACUCUACCGAUUUGGAAAACAAAGCCUGCACCUCCUCUGGCUAUUAACUACUGGAAGUUAAAGGUAUUUAAGAAAAUUUUUUCUUAAAAUUUAAAUUUCAAAGAGGGGAUAAUUUUUAUAAGAGUGUCGAAGAAAAUCAAUGGCUCACAAUAAAAAAAGAAAGAAAAAACUAUGAAAAAUAUGUGCCAAGAGAGGAAGAGGAAAGGCCAGGUAACAGAAAACUUGAACCUUUGACUGACAAUAUCUCUCCAGCACAAAUAGUUUACCGCACAACUGAAUUUUACACAGAUUGUAGCUCAGGGGAAAUGGUAAAAAACCGAAGCAUUACUGGAAGCAACAGGUCAAGAAGAAUUAAAUGAAGAAGAUCGCAGUUAUUGACACAACUUUUGCAGUUGUGGAAAGAGAGCCUGAAAAAGUAAGGCUUGCACGGGAUUUGAACACUGUCUUGACCUCUGCAAUACUGGUGCAGCGCUCAACUAGUUAUUGAGCAAAGAAGCCAACUGGGAGUGGCUCAUUGAGUUGAUUCAUUAUAAACCCAUAAAAGGAUAAAAAUAUGAAAAUUAUACAUAAGAACUGUGGAGUGAAUGAAGAAUUAAAUGAAAGGAGGUUAUCGCAGUUAUCGGGGAUAGUUAAGUAGAAUUCAAAGUUUAUUAAACUCAAUCACGCACCCUCCUCACUACACAACAAUAGAGAUUUUAAUAUUCGAGGACAAGUACGAGGACGAAAUUGGAUUUAAAGUUUUUUCGCAUAUUCUCAAGAAGUAGACACCUCAGAACGCUUCAUUCUUCUUUUUUUUUUUUACCAGAAACGUUAGUACUGUUACCUUUAUUGGAGGAAAUUAAGCCCUCUCCCGAUCGCAAAAUGAUAAAACUUCUAACAUUAUUUUGAUAACUUGUUUCCGCCACUGCAACAUUCUCACUAAAACUCAUAGUAGAAUGGCAACUAGUAUCACGUUUUCGCACAAAAAUCAUGUUGGCUUAUGCGAGCACAACUUAGUAUUUAGAAAUUCUCGUACUUAUAUUCAUACUUGUCUUAAAAUAUAAAGGUUUCUAAUAUUUUUCAGUCUGUAGCUCUGAGUUUCUUUAUCAUUUUCUUACAGGAGGGAGCUGUUAUGCGGGAUGCCAUCCUGGCGAUACGAGCAGAUGAAGCACACCACAGAGUUGUUAAUCACACUCUAAGCUCAAUGCACCUUAAUGAGAAGAAUCCAUUUUCACCAGGCCAGAAGAAACUAUAA
Porites lobata is the source of this 13548-nucleotide messenger RNA. Lineage: Eukaryota; Metazoa; Cnidaria; Anthozoa; Scleractinia; Poritidae. The record is from the annotation of a GenBank genome assembly.